Molecule: messenger RNA, 1908 nt
Organism: Suillus subalutaceus
Lineage: Eukaryota; Fungi; Basidiomycota; Agaricomycetes; Boletales; Suillaceae
Exons: 5
Coding region: 1-1908 (635 amino acids)
Source: RefSeq, a predicted model, not a curated record
AUGAAUAACAACACACAUGACUCUCUACAACCAUUUAAUUUCUCUAGGAAUUUCUUGGGACAACUUGGAGAUACACCUCAGUAUGGGCAUUCCACCCCGCUGGUUGAUGGAUUUGAAUCACCCCCAUUUCACUCAGCAAGCAUUUCGAGUGGUACAUCUUCGCACAGCUCCCUUUUCUCUCGAAGCAGCAGCCACUUGUCGCUGGACUCCAACAAUAGUAGUACAUAUAUGCGUCUUGAGAAUCAACUAGAGGAGUCCAAGCAGCACAUUCACGCACUUGAGCAACAGAACCAUCAAUUAGCACGGGAUAGAGAAUUCCUUGCAGCAAAACUAGACACAUUACAAGGCUCAUUUAUCACCCUUUCGAACUCCCUUGGAUGCAAUCCUCAAGAUCCACCAACAAUUCCUGCACUAGAUGAUGUCGAUAAAGAACUCAGUCCUGCGAAUUUCCCCUCCAUCAAAUUUUGGACUCGGUCAAAAUGGUCACAGCACCUCCAUGCUGAAAAGAGUGUUACCAAGCUUGGCUUAUCCGCAAGCACGUGUGGAUCAUCCAGACUUGCCAAGGGUGAAAAUGUAGCCUGUCUAUACAUCAAAGGCGCUGAUGGGGUGCCUGUUGACGGAAAUUUAAAGCUUCCCUCUGGAUGGUCGCAAGUGGCACUCGAUGUCAAACAAACAUUCUACCAUACCAUCCGGUUGAAUUUUGUCGAGUUUCGGUACUGUUCGGACAACUGGAAAGCAGAUCUUCUCGCGACACACAACUACUUGCAGUGGUACAAGUAUCAUAUCACUAAUGGCAAGAAGCACACAAAUACAGACUCAUCAUCAUCACACAGCAAGAAGCAAAAAGUCAAGGAGAUUCCACUUGAGGAUGAAGAACUCGAGUAUGUGGACAGCCCCACCAGUACUACCUCAGAGCUCCCCAUUGUGUCUACCAUGCCCGUCAAGCCUGAUGUGACAUCCGUCGUCUUCAACACCCCCACCAUCCCUAUCCUUGCUACUUCAGAGCUCCCCAUCGAGUCUACCUGGGCCAUGCCCGUCGAGCCUAAUGUGAUCUCCGUCAUCUUCGACACCCCCACCAUCCCUAUCACUGCUACAAACCCUACCUCUCUCGACAACCUCAUAGAUCCUGUGUUGAAAGUGAUUAGUAAUCACAGCUCCAGUGAUCUGCUUGCAGUGAGUGACGCUGUCGCAAAGACUACAGCAGUGGCUGAUCCAGCCAUUGCCAAUCCCACUCACAUCAACACACCCGAGGUCCCACCAGCUUCCUUUGUUCCUCAGGUGAAGAAUCCUCUUAGACUCAACUCUAGAGUAGCGGGUGUUUCAGGCACCUUCCGACAGACACCUUCGAGCUCAUCGACACCAUCAAUUCCUGCAACACCUAUUCCUAUUCCUGCGAUACCUUCUAUUCCCGCAACAUUACCGACACUGCCCAUCAUUCCUGUCACUGCAGAGACUCCUGCGCCCCCCACCACCAACGCAAAAUCAAAACCAAAGCCUCAUCCGGUCAAAUUGAAGACUCCCGCAGUGCCAAAAGCUCCGAACGCGCCAAACAAAGCCAAGGCAAUGCAUAUCCAGAAGACAAUCAAUGCAUGGAACCUUUGCGCAGCCGCAUGGAAAGCUGCCGGCAAUCUACUGGGAACAGCCAAACAAUUUAAAGGAUACUGGGAACAACUUCCCACUGUGACAAUCAUACCAGCGCUAGGCACGUAUGAGUGUCAUAGGCAUAUUUUGACUUGCCUAGAGGAAAAGAGUAAGGCACUAGUCAUCAGCGCUAUUCAGCUCCCAAGCUAUCCGCUUUGGAACCGCUUUUCUCCCAUAGCGCGCUACCCGGUCCGAUGUCUAGGUAUUCCGCCCUCCCAUGUCCUGCCUACGUCCACCUACCUCUGCUGGUGCAUUAUUUUUCCUUAA